UUUCAUUUGUUAUCGACAGUGUAUUUAAAAUACAAUGGAAUACGACGGAUAUUAAAAUCAUGCGAUAUUUUGCAUCUUUUAUGUUAUCUUGAUGAUCUACAUUGUCCUAAAUUUUGUAGAAUUUAAACAAUGACAUAUGCUUAUCAUAUUACUUUAAAAGUAAAGUGCAUUUGUAAGAUAUGUUAGUAGACAAAAAUACUGUGCAUCUAUAGAGAGAGAGGGAGAGAGUACACAUAAGGGAGAUAGUACAGUUUAUUGUUAUGUUCUAAAUGACACCAAGUAUGGAACGUUACAGGAUAUGUAAACCAUCUACUUAUAGAACAGUCCAGGAUUUAUUGAAUUUCGCACCUUGUCCACCACCCAUGCUUAACUACAGUGAAUUUCGUGAACACGCGCUCAGUCGAAAUCUAAGUCAUGUAGAAAUUUGCAACAUUACAAGGAGAUGUCUUCCAGGUGACAUUGAUGCGGAUGAAAACUGUAGCUCAAGAAUGUCAACGACAACCGUAUUGUCCACUCCAGUCACUGACUCUGCUACUACCAAUGUUAGUAGGACACCAACAACUACGGAAGUCACACUUAGUCAUGCUACGGAUUAUUCAAUGUAUAGCUCUACAUUCUCUACAGAACAGACAACAUAUCCUCCUACAAGCUCUUCUAAUAUUGCAAAAAUCAUCGUCAGUGUGAUCUGUCCGAUUGCCAUUGUCGCCCUUUUCAUCGUUGCCCGGGCUUCACUCAAGAACAGCAUUCGAUGCAAACUAGUCAAAACAUGGAAACAAGGUCUCAUCAUGGAGCUAUAACUAAUUCAGCAUGCGACGUAACAUAUAUUUCAUCAGCCGUUCAAAGAAAAGAUAAUUUUGAGUCAAAUAUCAAAAAUGAUGACAAAUGUAAUCUGGAAAACGAAACAGCGAAUAAACCUAGUUUAGAACAUCCUACAAAUUUCGACAAUAGUGUGGUUGACGGCUGUGUUAACCUCAAUGACCAUGAUCAGCAGCAACUCUCGACCUGGCUUUGAAAGCGAAAGGACGACAGUUCGAACAAUACAUAUAGAAGUGGUAUCAACAUGAUCUAAACAGAAAGCAGCUUUAAAACUUAAUGAAAAUGCAAUUCAGGCACUGGGAGAAUAAAAAGUGAAAAUGUAUGCGCAUUUAGCAAACACAUUGUGAAAAAUGGGAUUAAUGUCAUAAAAGAAAUAAAAUGAUAUAUAAACAUUA
Molecule: messenger RNA, 1211 nt
Organism: Mercenaria mercenaria
Lineage: Eukaryota; Metazoa; Mollusca; Bivalvia; Venerida; Veneridae
Exons: 2
Coding region: 270-797 (175 amino acids)
Source: RefSeq, a predicted model, not a curated record